This is a messenger RNA of Nicotiana tabacum (common tobacco), 2154 nucleotides long. The record is from RefSeq and is a predicted model, not a curated record. NCBI's taxonomy places the organism in Eukaryota, Viridiplantae, Streptophyta, Magnoliopsida, Solanales, Solanaceae.
CCCGCGAAUACAAACAAAACAGGGAAAACGUGUCCAUGGCAUCUCCGUCAGCCGUUAAAGGAAUCAACAGAGCGAAACCUCCAAUAUCCACUUUACAGACUAUAAUAAUUCAUUAUAACAUUUCUAACAAUCAACUGAGUGGGUGGAGAAAAUGGGGAGAAAGGAAGAAGAUGAUACAGUAGAGAGAACUGAAGGAGGAGUUGUGGUGGUGAACCCCAAGCCAAAAAAGGGAGUAAUUGGGAAGGCCAUAGACUUAUUGGAAAAAGUAAUCAUAAAGUUAAUGCACGAUUCGACCAAGCCACUUCACUAUCUUUCAGGGAAUUUUGCACCUACUGAUGAAACUCCUCCUCUUAAAGACCUAUCCGUCACAGGCCAUCUUCCGGAGUGCCUUAAUGGUGAAUUUGUUAGGGUUGGUCCCAAUCCAAAGUUUGCUCCGGUUGCUGGAUAUCACUGGUUUGAUGGGGAUGGUAUGAUUCAUGGCUUGCGCAUUAAAGAUGGAAAAGCAACUUACGUAUCACGUUAUGUGAGGACAUCACGCCUAAAGCAAGAAGAGUUCUUUGGAGGAGCUAAGUUUAUGAAGAUUGGAGAUCUUAAAGGGUUGUUCGGUCUGUUCACUGUUUAUAUGCAAGUGCUCCGAGCAAAGCUGAAAGUAUUGGAUAUCACCUAUGGAAAUGGCACAGCUAAUACAGCUCUAGUAUAUCACCAUGGGAAGCUUUUGGCACUUUCAGAGGCUGAUAAACCUUAUGCACUUAAAGUUAUGGAGGAUGGAGAUCUUCAAACACUCGGCAUGCUGGAUUAUGACAAAAGAUUGGCGCAUUCCUUCACUGCCCAUCCAAAAGUUGACCCUGUAACUGGUGAGAUGUUUACCUUUGGCUACUCUCAGAACCCACCUUACAUCACUUAUAGGGUUAUAUCAAAGGGUGGAAUCAUGCAGGAUCCAGUCCCAAUAACAAUACCAGAGCCUAUCAUGAUGCAUGAUUUUGCUAUUACUGAAAAUUAUGCAAUUAUGAUGGAUCUCCCUUUGUGUUUCCGACCGAAGGAAAUGGUGAAAAAUAAUCAGCUGGCUUUUUUCUUCGAUGCUACUAAAAACGCUCGAUUUGGAGUCCUCCCGCGAUAUGCGCAGAGUGAGGCCCUAAUCAAGUGGUUCGAGCUUCCUAAUUGCUUCAUAUUUCACAAUGCCAAUGCUUGGGAGGAGGGAGAUGAAGUUGUGUUGAUCACCUGCCGCGUUCAGAAUCCAAACCUAGACAUGGUCAACGGAGUUGUUAAAGAAAAGCUAGAGAAUUUCUCCAAUGAGCUAUACGAAAUGAGAUUUAACAUGAAGAGUGGUGCAGCUUCACAGAAGAAACUCUCGGAGUCUGCUGUUGAUUUUCCACGGAUCAACGAGAACUACACUGGCAGGAAACAGCGAUAUGUAUAUGGAACCACUUUGGACAGCAUUGCCAAGGUAACUGGAAUCAUCAAAUUUGAUUUGCAUGCUGAACCAGAGACUGGAAAAGCACAGCUUGAAGUUGGAGGAAAUGUUCAAGGCAUCUUUGAUCUAGGACCUGGAAGAUUUGGUUCGGAGGCUGUAUUUGUUCCCCGUCAGCCUGGUACGGAAUGUGAAGAGGAUGGUGGCUACUUGAUAUUCUUCGUACAUGAUGAGAACACUGGAAAGUCAGCUGUGAAUGUAAUUGAUGCGAAAACAAUGUCAGCAGAGCCUGUGGCAGUUGUUGAAUUACCCAAAAGAGUUCCUUAUGGAUUCCAUGCCUUCUUUGUCACAGAGGAACAAAUUCAAGAACAAGCGAAACUGUGAGAGUGAUCAACAACGUAUAUACCUCGUUAUCUUAUAUCAUGGCUGGAUCUAUAGUGCUGUUAUAAAUGGCUAUAACUGGCUAUUUCGUCAUUGAUAACUUGAAACAUAAUAAAUGCAUUUAUGUAUUGUCUGUAAUUGCUACUGCUUUUUUCAUCUUUUUUUGAGCCGAGGGUCUAUCAAAAACAACUUUUCUACCUUUUCAAGGUGGGGUACACACUACCAUUCCCAAACCUCACUUUGUGGGAUUACACUGGGUUUGUUAUUGGUGGUGGUGUAUAGUCUGUAAUUGCAGCCUCUACUGAUGGCAUUUUACUUCUAUGAUCAGAAAUGAACAAUUACAACCCUCAAACAUUUUUCAGAAA